CAGGAUGGUGAAUUUAUUUAGAUACGAGCCGGGGACGGAACGCGCGGCGCGAAGGAAAGCGGCGUCCCGCGGGCGCUCACGUGUCGACGUCGCACUCGAUCUCGCCCUGGAGGUCCAGCAGCGCGCGGUCGAGGUCCGCGGAGAUCCGCGCCAUGGCGCGCAUGAGCCGCGCCGUGCGGCCGCCCUGGACGGAGAUGCGCCGGAACACGGACGACCGCGAGACCGUGUACGUCUCGGUCGCCGCGGCCGACCGCCGCAGCGGCGCGCCGGUGUCGACGUCGACGCCGGCGUCCUCGUCGCGCGCCAGCGCGUAGUCGUCCUCGUCGGCCGCGCGCGAGGCGAGGCCGAGGUCCGCGGCGGACGCGGCGUGGAAGGGGAAGCCCCCGUUCCAGGCCGGCCAGGCCGGGUCGUAGAGGAAGAGCAGGAGGCCGUGCGCCACGACGACCAGCGCCUGGUCGCAGGCGUAGAGCACGAUGGCGCGCUCGUGGUCGCUCACGCUCCGCCCGAUCAGGGCGAGCGCGGGCCGCGACACGAGCCACAGCGCCGCGGCCGGGUUGAACUUGCCGUAGAACCGCGCCUUGCGCGGGUAGUUCCGGCGCGUCGUGUGCGCCGCGUACAGGAACCAGGCCGCCGCGUAGGCCCGCAGCGCGACGAGCGCGUAGCCCGGCGGCGACUCGCCCGCGUCCGCGUACCGCGACCGGUCCCACGCGUGCAGGCGCCAGAGCUCCAGCGCCACCGUCGCCCAGAGGAAGACCGUCGCGUAGACCGUCACGCGGACGCGGCCGUUCGCCGACAGCUUGCGCCGCACCAGCGUCCAGCCCUUGGCCAGGAGCACGAGCAGGCUCACGAGGAGGAUGUCGGCCGCGUGGCCCAGGAAGCGCGCCGCGGCGAGGCACCAGGGCACGCCCGCGCCGUCCCGCGCGAACGUCGCGACGUGGCACAGCGCGAAGGCGCAGCCCGCGGCCUGCACCCAGGCCGACCAGCACAGCAUGGCCACCGUGUGGUGGAACUUGCGGCGCCGGCGGAGCGCCGCGCGCACGCGCAGCGCCCAGGCGCCCAGCGCGGCGUACGCGGCGAGCGCGCACCACGCGACCUCGAGCGUCCCCAGCUCGUCGGCCGAGAACUCGCGCCGCUCCUCGGCGGCGCCGUUCGUGAAGUGCAAUUUAUAAGAAGCGACGAGCGGCCCCUGGCAGUCGCGGUAGCCCGCGGCCUCGGGGCACUGCGCCGCGCAGUUCGCGAGGGCCACGAAGAACCACGUGUAGGCCUCGUUGCGCACGUACGCGCGGCCCUUAGCCGUGGUCGUCCGGCCGAGCGAGUCCGGCGCGACGCUCGUCACGAACGACGUCGGCGCCUGCAGCGACACGACGUUGUCCGCCGCGCGCAGCCGCUCGGAACAGGACCCGCCGCCGUCGACGCCGUCGACCCACUUGUCGAAGCCGUCGUAGUAGAAGAGGAGCGCGGGCGCCGCGCCGGUCGGGUACGUGACCUCGAACUCGACGAAGCCGUACUUCUUCUUCUUCGCGUCCGCCGCGAGGUCCACGUCGGCCUGGGGCGUCGGCACGAAGCAGAAGCGGUCCACGAAGGCCCAGGGCGCCAGCGUGUCGAGCUCGCCCCGGAGCUUGAGGCCCGCGGCGAGCGCGGGCAGGAGCGGCAGGCGCGCGGCCCGCAUGGCUGCCCUCCGGUCAGUUUCUUAUUUUCAAACUCCUUAGCAUCCGCCGCCUCUACUACGACGGGAGGCAGCCAUCGGGGCAUGCGCCAGAAGUUG
Messenger RNA from Pelagomonas calceolata, 1765 nucleotides. The record is from the annotation of a GenBank genome assembly. NCBI's taxonomy places the organism in Eukaryota, Pelagophyceae, Pelagomonadales, Pelagomonadaceae.